CGAUCGAUGCGCACGUUCAUCAAUUGGGCUCCGCCCACCGGACGCGCGCUUGUCUCACGCCCUCACGCGCGCCCGCUCGGAUCCCGUCUCAACGUCUUCCCACUGCAUCUCUCAACAAAAAAAAAUCCAUGACGUAGACAUGAGGAUUCUUUUGCUCCCGUCUUUGCACACCGCCAUUCAGACCUAGCUCAAUUGCGAAUGGCUUGUGUCUUCUCCAAAUUUGACUGGAUGGCCGAAAUGCCGUUCACCUGGCUAGCUGGUUGUGCUCGGAUGGUCCGUCGCGUCACAGUCUCUCUUCUGGCUUGUUUCACCCCCGAGAAGUUGUCCAUUCGUUGUCGCAAUUUGUUCCAAAUCCCAGCCGUGAGUCGUUCGUCUUUCGGGAGUCUCGAUGCUAGUCUCACAUUUAUUUCUGUCUCAUUAUUUUAUCUGUCUCGGUCAAGAACGAAGCAUCUUAGCGUGCGGUUGGGUGGGAUCUUUGGGGUCAACUCUAGCCGAUCAAUGGCUAUUUGCUCAUUUGCACUUGACUCCUCGUUGGGCGGACUCCUCGUUAGCAAUCACCAGUGGCGGGAAAGUCACGGCUCCCCAACUUUCCCGCCAUCCUUGGCCGCUCGCUCCUACGGGGACUCCCCGCGUGUGUGUGCGUCUUUUGUUCUGGCAGAAGGUGCAAGACGGCAACCGCUGAAAGGAAACAGGCACAAUCUUCAAAACGGUUGCCAAUGAUUUAAGAUGGCUGCCAGCCUGCUGAAAGAGGCCGCAGUAAUGGUCUCUCUUUCUCCCCGCACACACACGCACACACAUACAAGCGAGUGUUCAGAAUCCAACGUGGUUCGGUACACAAAUGUCGUUUGACUGUGUGCGUGAACUGUAACUAAAAAAGCUGUGAUUUAUUUUUAGGGAAUGUUGUGUCUUGCACAAAUGCCGAGGAUCAAGAUGAUGCUUUGCGUGAGUGAGAAAUGUGCCGACUCUUCCUUUGGCGCUGUUGCAAGGCCACGUCUCCACUGGCAAAGUCAAAGGCGACGAUUGGCCUGCGUGGAAGGCGUGCCAAAAGAGGGCGGCCAGUCAGAGAGCCCAAAUCGGGUCGGCGAGUCCGACAUCAAAGAGCAGACGGAGAACGGUCAUCUGGGUUUCCAGGAGAGUUUUGUCACCCCGGGAGUGUUUACUGUUUCCGAACUUGUGCGAGUCUCUCAAACUCCCAUCGCCGCCGGCACGGGUCCAAACUUCUCACUGGCCGACCUGGACAGCUCGUCCUACUACAGCGUGAGUCCCGGCACCAUGAGGAGGCCCAUCCCCAGCACCUCCUCCUCGUCCAGCUCGGCUAAGCGCAUCAAGUGCAUGGAGGAGGAGGCCGACAGUCCCGGCGAGGACUCGUACUAUCCCGCUCAGGGCCGCUCGCCGGGCAGCGCCAGCCAGGCUGGCAGCUGGCACGAGGAGCAAGGAUAUAAGCUACGCGGCUCUCUAGCUAGCUCCUUCAUCUCCCGACAAGCCAGCCCACACGCGCCGCCCUCCGCUCUGCACUUCUCGUCGUCACCCAUCCUGCAGCAGCCCGCCUCAUACUUCUCGCACGCCGCCAUCAGGUACCACCCGCAGGACCCCCUCAAGGACUUUGUGCAGCUGGUGUGUCCCGACUCGGCUCAGGCGGCCGGACAGGUGGGCUUGCUCAAUGGAGGAUUGUUGGUGUCCGUGUGCGCGUCUCGACAGCCAAUCAUAUACUCAGGCACAGCAGCCCUAAUGGUAGCUCGCAAGGAAAAGUCCACAAUCCCUUCCUGCCCACACCCAUGUUGCCCCCCCCUCCACCGCCACCCAUGGCCCGGCCCGUCCCGCUGCCCAUCGACACCAAGCCGCCCGCCACCUCUUCGGCCGAGGACGGGGGUAACUCGUCGCCGUCGCCCACAUACUCGGCCCCACCCACCAGUUCUACUGCUCAGCGAUUUGUUAGCGUGGGGCCGCGAGACCCCGCCUUCAACAUCCCGCAACAGCCGCAGUGGUACCUGGGAUAAAGACUUCCGUAGGCUCCUCCUGGUCCCGCCCCUGGACCCUUCCGCCUUGACGUGCCCCCGCCCUUCCGUGCCUGACUCCGCCCACUAGCGCCUGACUGUCGGUGUGGCUAGGGGGCGGGGCCGAGAAUCACGGCCCCGCCCCCAACGCCUUGAGAGGUUCCGUCUGUCCCAUCCAUGGUUGUGGUCCCUCCUCUUCCUCCGCCUCCUCCUCAUGCCAGAUGUGGGAAGAGCAUCACUGGGGGGGGGGGGGUUCUUAUCACCAGCUAACGCCCCUUAUGCCCCGCAAUAGACUCCGCCCCCUCAAGGGUCAACUUUUUGGUAGGAGCCGAGACUGGAUGGGGCUUGUUGACUCGCUGGUGCUCGAUGCACACAUGACUCUGCCCAAGGGGGGGGGGGGGGGGGGGCUAUUUCCUGGAAGGAACUGAGAGUGGGCGGGGCUGGUUGACUCAUUGCAGGUUUUCACGUGACUUCGCCUUUUCUUCCUCCUCUUAUUCAAUAUGAAAUAUUUGGAAUAUGAAAUCUCCUUUUAUUGGAAGAAUGAGGAGAUGAGGGGAAAGAUGCAAUGUUUGGGAGCUCCAAAUUUUCUGGGUUUUGUUUUUUCUCCAGUAAGUCCGCUGGCACCAUUGGACUCUAAAACAGGAUGUGCAAAGACAAAAAGGACUAUUAUUAUUAUUAUUGUUAUUAUUAUUGGGGGAUAAUGAUGACGAGUACUUGUUGAUAGUGUUGAUCCCUUUAAAAUUUCUGCUUGGUUGGACUUUCACAAAGUCAUUUGCCAAACAAGGACAUCUUUCACUUUUCCAAAUAUCUUUUGGAAUAUCAACUUUUAGCCUCCAGUCAGCCCUCGCUAUUCACAGUAUCUUGCCAACCAGAGUACCUUGAUGGAGUACUUGAGUACAUAAGUACAUCAAUAACAAAAAAUAGCUCACUUGUGCAACUUUUUUACAGCAACAUACAGCUUAUUUUUCAAAAAUCCAAAUUACAGGAAAUGCGUUCAUGGAAAUGUCCCCAAAAAUCUUUUGUCCAAAAUUUGGACUUGGGAAUUAUUUUGAAGCAUCAUCAGGUCCUUUGGAAAGCGCUGUAUGAAUCAAAGCAAUUAUGAUUACAAUUAUAUUCAUGCUUUAAUGUAUUAAUGUAAAAAAUUAAGAUUUUGUGGGGCAAUGUACAGUUUCCUAGUUCUACGUGUUUGGCAGGUCUUUGCUGCCAAGAGCGAGGGCUGACUGUAUUUUUAAAACCUUGUUUUUAUUAAUAUGUAUUUACAUAUUUUAUUUCACCUCUGUGAUUUUUAGCAUAGUUUUAAAAACAUGUUAAUUUUGUUUUUUCACAUAUUUGAUUUGACGUUGGAUUUUUUAAAGUAUUUUCUUGUUGGUGUUUGCCAGAUAAUCUUGAAGGGGCAUGGCCCUCCGUCAUUGGCCGCUCUCAAAGAGGCGCGGUCCUAUACGAGCACUUAGAAACAGGGGGCGUGGCUUGUCUGGAGAUGUGUAGAUAUGAACAUAUACAUACGUACAUAAGUAUACAGUACGAAAGACGUGCAUGUCGUAGUGUUAGUGAUAAUGUAGGUCAUAUAACAUGGCCACUUCCUUUUAUGUAAGCUCCACCUCAUCACUUCCCACCAUUGGUUAACUCCUCCGCCCCCUCCUCCACGGCCCGCUCCUGGCCAGCAACAUGGCUGAUAGUUGGUGCGAGCAGAAUCAUCCGAUUGGCCGGCUAGCACCGUCCUUUAUCGUUCGAGUUAGCAGAUGAGCUAAAGAUGAAGGCUUAACGAGCUAGCGCUGUACCGUAUUGUUCGGUUUAGCUGAUGCGACUAACGUGGCCAUCAAGACAGUUGCCAUUGACAAACAAUACAUUUUGUGCCGAUACUAAAAGGAAUAUUUGAACGACUGAAAAGGGCCUUUUGACCUUCUUAUGAAAACACGUUUAUACCUGGGAGCUUCCUUCCUGUCAUUGUUUCGGAAUGUCCUUCACAAUGGAAGGAGAGGAAAAGGACUUCCCGGAAUUGUGCCCGGUGCCUCCAAGUACUCCGUGUUAGUAAUAUGGCAUUUGAAACAGCCGAAGAGUCCCAUUAUUCUCCAAAGCGCUGAUUUUCUUCUCUGCUAACUCGAAUGACAUGGCACUGUGCUAGCUGUACUAUGACGUCAACUCUUCCCCAUGGCCACGAGGAAGUUAACACUCACUUGAACUUAUGUGAAAUGAGCAACUUGGCUCAAGGUUUGUUCAAGCAGCUCAGAGUGGAUGUAGCUAGCGGUGUAACGUAUCGUCUGAUUUGGCAGAUGAGCUAACAGCUCACGUUGCCUAUAAAGAUGCCUCGACAAACAAUCAAUUUAGUGCCUCAAAGUGGGAACCGUAUGCAGCUCAUGAAUUCAAUUGUCCUAAAAAUGUGAACAAACGUUUACUGAAAGGCAAGCAACGUUGAUGACAAUCAGUCGUUGGAGGAAAGUGAAACAAUUGACCAAAAAGAAGAAGAAAUGUGUUGCUUAUUUCACUGAGUAUGUCGCUGCCAUCUUGGUGUAUUCGGGGCGCCGCGCUCGUCACGUGACGCAGAAGCGUUCUUGUGGGAUGCGCCCUGCUGCAAUAUGAUUGGCUGCAGUUUAACAGGGAAACAGCUGCUACUGUCACGGAUCGGAAUGGAGAAGGGCGACUAAAUGCAGCUUGGACCAGGGUUUAUUGAACAAACUCAAAAGACAAACUAUAGAUGCUCGACUAGGGACGUGAAUAACUGAACUGUAAGACAAAACAAGACGAGAACAGACAGGCAACCAGAAGAAACAAGAAGACAUAAGACGCAAACAAUCCAACAGGGAGUGACACGCAGACAGGACUCAAAUACAAGACAGUUAACGAGAGGCAGGUGACGGCAAUUACACUGAUCAGAGCACAGGAGGGCCGGGGCGAGCACACAGACACGCGAACCGAAACUAUGACAUUAAAACAAGCAAACGAACUUUGACAGAUCUUGAGAGUUACACGGCAGAUAUUUCUUUUGGCACGCCUACUGGAGGCAGUGAGAUGUGCUCCAAUAAUAUUGCAGUGACGGGGCUUAACAUGUUGCCAAUCCAGAGCUCCGGUGGGAUUCCUAAUAACGAGAUGCAGACGUUGUCUUCCUGGCUCCCGUUGUGCUAUUCUAGCUCAUUUCUGAGACCAACCAAGACAAAGUUUAUUAUGCAAAAACUUGCACUUCCUGUCAACCAAAGUUAAGCUCGUGAUCGGCACGGCCUUCUGGGUGUUGGUCCCUGAAAACAAAUGAAAGAAAGAAAACCACACAAGCCCUGUCGUAACAAUGGUCUUGCCAAGCUGUAACGCGGGGUGACGUCACUUCUUGUUUUCAUGACGUGGUCACAAAGCAGCUUAAGCAGCCACACUUCAUCACGACAUCACUGUUUGACGCAUCGACCACGACCCCUAAACUAUGUUUACAAUCCGUGUUCCCUACUUCUUCCCUCGCGUCGUCACGUGAUCGUUCUGUAGUCGACUUCUUCCUGCUCAUGUGCGCCACGGAAAAGCACGUUAGUUAACUUCUGAAGUGAACUUCAUUACCUCUAUCCUUUGAGCUAAGGAAGACCAACGCCGGGUAGCUUCUGAAAGUAACUUUCUAUGUUGUCUCUAAUGUUAGCGUCCAGCGUUACCUUCCAGUCUUAGCGUCUGAAGUCAACCCCAAAAUGUAUGGUUCCAAUGUGAGCGUCCAACGUUACCUCCCAUGUUAGCUUUCGGUUUUAGCUUCCAAAGUCAACUUUCAACAUUUCAUUGUUACCGUUGGUUGGCUUCUAAUGUCACCAUUUAAAAUUAGUUCUAAACUGUUAGCUUCUGAGUAAGCUGUCGACGAUGAGGUCAAAGGUUAUCUUCCCAAGCUUCUUAGCUCAAUUCCAAUGUUAAUGUAUCAAAUUAGCAUCAGGCCCUUGCUACCGUAGCACUUCUUCCUCUUUGUGUUGGUGUAUAACGGGUGACAUUGGACUCGUCCAAAGUAGGGGUGUAAAUCGCGGGUUUUGUCACGAUACGAUAUCAUAUCGAUAGAAAGACCCACGAUACGAUGUUUGCCGAUUUCUUAAAGCCUGCUGUGAUUCAUUCACGAUACAUCACGAUAUAGUGCUCUACGAUCGAUAUAGAACAAUAUCCUGAUUUACAACAAUUCAUACGCAAAAUCAACAAGGUACUGCAAACUCUUUAUUUAGGAAAUUACAAAGUGCUUCCAAACGAAUGACUUGAAGCCCAAAGGGGAGCGAAUUUUCUCGUCUUCUUGGACACUAGCCAUAGCACCAGCCCAGGAGCCGCGUAGUUGUCGGCUCCCCUUUCCCGUGCCUGCUCUGCUCACAACACAACACGCCACGCACUGCUCCCGGAAAGAGGAAGCAAGCAACAAUGAACUGGAUUUCAAAAUCAAGUCGCGUCUAAUGUCCGAGGUAAAAAACGGGCGAUAUAGAUCGAUGUUUACGUUUAGCAUCGAUGCCAACAAAUCGUAGAGCAUUAUAUCGAUUAAUCGAUGUGUAUUGAUGAAUCGUUACACCCCUAGUCCAAAGAGAUUUGGACGCCUUUGCUUUUUCUUCGUCUUCAUCAUUCCAUGCAAAUAAAGCGCUUGUUUAUGUAACAUUGAA
Messenger RNA from Syngnathus typhle (broad-nosed pipefish), 6580 nucleotides. RefSeq names its product nuclear factor I/A (gene nfia). The transcript is spliced from 11 exons. Gene Ontology annotation, molecular function: RNA polymerase II cis-regulatory region sequence-specific DNA binding; DNA-binding transcription factor activity, RNA polymerase II-specific. Gene Ontology annotation, biological process: regulation of transcription by RNA polymerase II. Bases 898 to 2085 code for a protein of 395 amino acids. Lineage: Eukaryota; Metazoa; Chordata; Actinopteri; Syngnathiformes; Syngnathidae. The record is from RefSeq and is a predicted model, not a curated record. Gene Ontology annotation, cellular component: nucleus.